AUGCCGCCACAGGCGGAAAAUCUAUCGCCCGAAUUUGGUCGCUCGUUGCCACAGGGGACCUAUGCAACGUCACCGACGUCACCUGAGAAGGUGGAGAAGACUUCGGUCCCUUCGGUGGAGGCAAAAAGCCCAGCAACUACUCCGCGUACUCGGCCAAAGAAGGAUGAAGCACAAGAGCCAGCUGAAACGGAAAAACCAGGACAGAAGAAAGCUCUCUCCUCAAAGGAGGUUGAACAUUUUGCGAAUCGCAUGUCGGCAUGGGCGAAGGACCGUGACAAGCGGCGACAGGAUGAGUCCGAAAAGGCUCGAAGCAAGGAGACCAUCCAGCAGCUGCAGAUCAGCGAGCGCUCUAGGAAGUUGGCCAAGAACGUGAAGCCGGUGCAUGAAAGGCUGGGAGACAUCGUGCAGGGCCGAAAGGAGGCUUUUCAGCAGGCGAGAGCCAAGCAGGAGGAGAUGGAGAUGAAGGAUGCCACGAUGCACCCAGUGAUCUCUGCGAGGGCCCAGAAGAUGGAGAGGCGCUUCGAAGAUCACCAGAGUUGGAAGGAACGCAGGGAUAAGCGCAUUGGUGAAGAACAGUUGGCUCAGUACCAGAAGCAACUGGCCGAGUGCACCUUCAAACCGCAGAUCAACAAAACCUCCAGCAGCCUGGCACAGAAGACAGCGGCCAUCAGCUUCCGCCACGGGCGCCGCCCAGGAGCCGCUGGCGAGACGGGUGCUCAGAUGCCGGAUGAGGAACAUGAAUUGCCAAGUAACACCCUUGCGUUUGCGCCGGCCCUGACAACUGCACUGCGCAAGGUGGACUUCGAGCAUGUGUUCUCGUGCGACACGUGCCCCCAAGUGAAGAAGCAGAUCUUGGCCAAUUUCUCCGGAGUUAAGUUCUUCGAUGACCUGAUGUCAAGAGACAAUUCCAGCCGAGACGUACCUGCAGCCGAUUUGUACAUUGCAGGAUUUCCAUGCCAACCUUUCAGUGGUGCUGGCAAGGGCCUUGGUUUGGAUGACACCCGUGGCACCGUAUUCUUCGGAUGCGCCGAUUACAUCCGACAGAAGCGGCCGCGAGCUUUCGUUCUGGAGAACGUGAAGCGGAUCCUUUCGAACAACAAUGGCCACACGUGGGAAGUGAUCAUGAACACCUUGACCACCAUGAACGGUGGAGCUUACCAUGUGGAUUGGAAGGUCCUGGACACGCAGGAGCAUGGUGUGCCACAGUCUCGGCCACGGGUUUACAUCGUUGGAGUUCUGAAGACAGCGCUGCCCAAGAACUUCGAGAGCUUCCCAUGGCCCGAGAAGCUGCCGCUGAUCAGCAUCGAGCCCCUGCUGGAGGAGGCAGAAAGGAAGCCCACCAUGAAGGACCUGCCGCCCCAGUACCCGACCACGCCCUACAAAGGCGUGAAGGAAGUGAUGGGUGCGCUGAAAAAGGCGAAGAAGGACCCGCUGUCGCGCACGUUUUUAAUCGACGUGGAUGCCAGCCCGAAGUUCCGAAGCUACAUGGAAGAUCGCGUCAUGUGCAUGACGAAGUCGAGGCCAUCUGGGUAUUGGAUCUCUUCGCGGGGUCGACGCAUGAACGUGGACGAGAUGUUGCGCUUGCAGGGCAUGGAGCGAUGUUUCGAGCAGGUUGUGACGGACAAGGUCCUGGGGGCUCAGAUUGGCAAUGCGAUGAGCCAAAACAUCCUGGAAGCCUAG
Molecule: messenger RNA, 1680 nt
Organism: Cladocopium goreaui
Lineage: Eukaryota; Dinophyceae; Suessiales; Symbiodiniaceae
Source: the annotation of a GenBank genome assembly